GGGAUGUAGGGACAAGCUCUCUCCUCAGUCAUUUUAUUUACUCUGCUUGGUGUUACAUUGUUUUUAAGAGGCCGGCGAGGAUUCCGAGUGGAACGUUAGGAGAGAGCCUGACUCCCAAUCCCCGCCUGUAAUAGUAUUCAGUGAGCUUUUUAAUGGGAAGUUUGCCUGACAGGCAUCGGUGAAGACAGCUAUAUUACCCAUCAUGCUCAGCAGCCCAAACUGCUCUCUGGACCCUUUGGAGAUCUGAUGCUGCUGUUUCUUUGGCAAGAGGAGAGAGAAGCUGGGAUAGGGUGAGAUCCAGGGAUUGCUUUAUACAGGAUACUGUAUCAGACCUUCCCAUAAAUCCAUCAUCUCAGGCAGUGCUGCUACUGGAAGCCUUACAUAGCAGCAACACCAGGAAAAAUGCCUCUCUUUACCACCAACCCUUUUGAUCCUGAUGUAGAGAAGGCAACAAGUGAACUGAACACGGCUGAGGACUGGGGGCUUAUAUUGGAUCUUUGUGAUAAAGUUGGACACUCACGCUCAGGACCUAAAGAUUGUCUCCGCUCUAUAAUGAAAAGAGUGAACCAUAAAGACCCCCAUGUGGCCAUGCAAGCUCUCACGUUACUUGGUGCAUGUGUAUCAAACUCUGGCAAAAUAUUUCAUUUAGAAGUAUGCUCCAGAGAUUUUGCAAGUGAAGUUAGCAAUGUUUUAAAUAAGGGACACCCUAAAGUCUGUGAAAAGUUAAAAGCACUAAUGGUUGAAUGGGCUGACGAAUUCAAGAAUGACCCACAACUCAGUUUAAUAUCCGCAAUGAUAAAAAAUCUGAAAGAGCAAGGUGUGACCUUCCCAGCGAUUGGUUCACAGGCAGCCGAGCAAGCUAAAGCAAGUCCGGCAUUAGUAACAAAAGAUCCAGGAACUGUCACAACUAAAAAGGAAGAGGAAGACCUUGCAAAAGCUAUUGAAUUGUCACUAAAAGAACAAAAGCAACCAGGGACAACAUCCACUCUGUAUCCCAGCACGAGUUUCCUGACCAGUCACAAGCCCGAGGGCAGAAAAGUGCAGGCUAUAUACGACUUUGAAGCUGCUGAGGACAACGAACUGACGUUUAAAGCAGGGGAAAUAGUCACCGUGCUGGAUGACAGUGACCCAAACUGGUGGAAAGGUGAAACCCAGGAUGGAAUUGGAUUAUUUCCUUCUAAUUUUGUCACUGCUGACCUGACUGCCGAAUUGGAUAUGAUGAAAGUUGAGAAGAAGACAGUCCAGUUUAGUGAUGAAGUGCAGGUGGAAACCAUAGAACCAGAACCUGAGCCGGUUUAUAUUGAUGAGGAAAAAAUGGAUGAGUUGCUGCGAUUGCUUCAAAGUGCUGAUCCUACAGACGGUUUGCCAGACCCAGCUGAUUUACUUCAUCUAGAAGCUGCUUGUCACCAGAUGGGACCAUUAAUAGAUGAGAAGCUGGAAGAUAUUGACAGGAAACAUUCAGAAUUAUCAGAAUUAAACGUUAAAUUAAUGGAAUCUCUCUCAUUGUAUACAAAGUUGAUAAAUGAAGACCCAAUGUAUUCGAUGUAUGCAAAGAUGCACCCACAGUAUUACGUGCAGCCUGCCACUGGACCUCCCCAGCAGCCAUAUCCUCCAGUUCAACAUCCAAACACAGCCUACCUUGUUACAGGGAACACACAAAUGGGACCUAUACAUACCUACCCAAUCCCUUCAGAUCAACUGCCGUCUAUAAGUCAAGGGUCUGUCCCACAUCCUGCUCCGACAGAAAUGCCAAGCCAGUUACCUCAAGCUUCCUAUAAUUCUACAGUAAUUCAUUCAACUCCAGGAAACAAAUAUGUCCACCAGUCUGCAGGAUACAGCCCACAUCCUGCUACCUCCGCUGCGGCCAAUCAUACAAGUGCUUAUCCGGCUGGUAACAUUAUGUCUGGUGAUCCAAACUACACAACGACUUCUUCAGCUUCUUCUCUUCAUCUAAACGGUCAACCACCAAAUUACCCUCAGAAGGCUCUACUAUAGGUCUCAGAUUCCAAGCUGUAUAUUUUAAUAACGAAGUACUUGAUGGGUACAUCAUUCCCUACUUGCACUCUACCAGUCUAAACACAGCCCAUCAAGUAUUGUCUUCUUUUAAUUAACCUUGGCCUUUCACUUGUCUCAACACAAAUCAUUUUUUAUGACACAUCAUGUGAAAAAAAUGAUUAUCUGAAAUUGCCAAAACAAGGAAUCUUGGGUUUGGCUCAUUGCAGAAACAAACAUUUUGGUUAGACUGUUGUUACCCAUAUAUUGGGUCGGUUGUAACACGGUGUCUAUGUGGUUACAGUAGCUCGUCUACGUGACAAUGUCAUUAUAACUGGAAGUACGUUCACAUCUCUCACGAAAACCCCGCUUAACGGCUCUUGAUGAUAACCUAAAACAUCAAACGAUUUAUUCUUUCAAUUUUUAAUUUCUGCCGAUACACAUGCUGAUUCAUAAGAGCUAUAGUAGGUGCUGUUAAUUUGUUUUAUUAACGGUUUAAAAUGAAUACAAUUAAAGAAAAGACGAGAAAUUGUAAAGGAGCUAACAUAUCCUGGAAAAAUUAGUUUUAAGUCUCAAAUAAAGUGCAUUCUGUGAACCGGUUGAAAAUAACUUAAGGUACACAGAUGGUUUUAUUGAUUAGAUAAUGCAUUGCUUUAUGACAACCGAAGUGCAAAUGAAGGCUAAAGUUGCCUAAAGUCCAAAUUGGCCUUUUUGGCCUGCAUUUUGUAACUUACCUGUUGGCAAGUAAACUUUUAAAUUGGUAAUUAGAAAAGUCCAUUUGUUUUACAGGAAGUUUUCAUUUGUAUAUGAUAAAAAAAAAAAAAAAACAUUGGCAUUUAACCAUUUUUAUGUGAGAUAGGGAAAGGUGAGCAUCUAUAAUAUUUGGGUUUCGGGCCGUGAGAUGUACAUUUUGACCUUGCCUUUAAUUAGUCCUGUGUGAUUGGAUGGUAGAUGUGAUGCCAAAGAUGGAGCAUGAACGACCAUAAACUCAGUUAAAGUUAGGAAGGAAUAUACAUAACAUCCAGUGUAGCAUAAUAUGGUAUAUAUAUAUAUUUUUAAGAACAAAUUAAAGGGACAAUUUCAAGUUUAACACUUCUUUUUUUUUCUCAGAAGCACAUUUUAUGACUGCUACUAUUGGUUUUAUUUUCUCUGUGACUUAUUAUCUUUUUUUAAAUAAUGACAGCAUUUGUACAUAAUUAUAAUACACUGUUGUAUAGAAAUGUUAAUUUAGUAAAUAAGUUAUUUCUUUACUUGGGGUAAGUUUGCCAAAUAUGUUCAUUACUUCAUUUAUCACACUAGUUCCAAUUAUUUCACUACAAAACUUGGCGAUUGCAAGGGCAAAUUCUAUAAAGCACCCUGGAAUACAACAGGUUAACUUUGAGUCACAUCUCGAUUCUGACACUGAAGGAAAUGGAGGGAAUCGAUUUUCUAGAACUAUACCAUGUAUGUAUUUGUAGAUACUAAAUUUAAACUCCUGCAUUUCAGUGUAUCUCUCAUCGUGCAAGUGCCUGUUCACAAAAUAUUAGAUGUAUCCAACCAGUGUCCUUUAAAUUUAUAUCUACUUGUGAUUGUGCAUUUCUUAUUUAUCUUCCCAUCAUAAAACAUGUCUAAUCAAUUCUCUUCUGCCAAUCUCGUAGUCCGAAUUUGAUUUGUUUACUUGAUUGGAAAGUGAAUCUAGUCAGGCUAGGUUCAUGUUGGACAACUUGUCCAUAAAUUGCACUUUAUACAUACGGACCAAAGUGCUAAAUGAUAAACCUUCGGGGGAAAGAUUCCAUUGGAUUGGUUUGGUUUUCAUGGUGAUCGUUCAACAUUUAGCAAUUUGCAAAAAAAAAAAGAUAAUUAUCUUUUAUACAAAACACUCAACGACUCCAUAAAUGUACGGAUUCUAAAUGGCUAAAGCAUUAAAACCUGACCUAAUAAUUGUCAACAUAACACUGCAAUAUAUACAGCACAAGCUUAUUUUUAUGAUGGAUUCCCUCUACUAAAUGGUUUUACUAAAUUGGGUAUUUCUGAUGUUUUGAUAUUUUUCAUAGGGAGAUACAUGUUAAUGCACGCAGCAAUAUAUUUAUUUCCAAUUACCUUGUAUAUGAAAUUCAGAAUGUCUUGCAGCGGCUGAAGAGACACUUUUAAUUCUUAUCCAGGAAAGUAAAUAUUUCCGUGCUACAUAUAUGCAAAUAUUUAUUUUGCAUUUUAUAAUUAUUCUUUUUUUAAAUUAUUUUUAUUAAAAGAUUGACAUAAGAAUAAUGCUGAAACUUGGUAGAGCAUUUGUGCUUUGGGAAUGGUUUCUUGAGGAAAUCUAACCAAGUUCACAUUCUUACCAUAUUCUCUAGGCCCACACUUAGCCUCGAGCAGGGAUGCGCCCAAAAGGUAGAUCCCCAGAUAUUGUAGAACUACAACUUCCAUGAUGCUUUGCAUGCCUUUAGAAUGGCAAAGCCUCGUGAAAAGCUGCAGUUUUAAAACAUCUGGGGAUCAUUGGACUCUCCACUAAUCAUAACUAGGAUGGGAAAUGUCUCAACAAAAAUAUAUACACAUAUAUAACUAUUUCCCUAUUCAGACCAUGCAAAGACUGUUAAAGGGACAGUCCAAUGCUGCACCCCCCCACCCUAAAAAAAAAAAAACUGUCUUGUAGAUAUACCCUCAAUGAAAAUAUGCGUGCAUUUAAUUAUGCAUUUUUUCAUUGGUGGUAUGUCUAACUAAAACAGCUGGCAAACGCUUUAGACCUUGACUCCAGCCUUCCCCAGUCCAGACUUUCUGUGGCUGUCCAAUCAGAGACUUCACAAUUUAACGCCAUGAGAAGACUUUUUUAAGGCAGUUGCUCUGGGCAAUUUCUCCCUCUUUUGUUUAGCUCCACUGAGAGAAAUAACAGGACGGGUUGUUUGACAGCCAAGAGGAUGCAACGAGGUGAAUUUAGAAAAGUGCCAAUUUCCUUUAAAAUCUGCAUGGUUUGCAAAAUGGAAAAAGAGGACAUGCGUAAAGCACUUAAGCAAGCUGAAGUGCAUGAGGAGUCUGGAGUGUCCCUUUAACUUUUGAUGUAUCAAUGAAGUGGACAUGAAUUUAUCUCCUACAGAAAUAUCAGUGACACCUGAUCAGUUUUUUUUUUUGUUUUUUUUCAUAAUGCGAACUUACAUUGUGUUUCAGGUAAUUACUUUCUAUUUCAUUAUGGUCAUAACCUGACCGGAUCAGAAAAAUUAGACUAAUGCAUAUAUUUUAUAAGUACUGUGCACAAUAAAUUAUUAGACACAAAGCUACGGAUUAAUUAGGUCUUCCAUAUUAAUUACUGAUUGUGCAUUAACAGCUUCUCGCUAUGAUAAAUGGGAUCUAUAUGUUACUGCACUGCCUUGUGUGUGUUUCAUUUUAUUUAUACAGCCGCACACACAAGGUGGCAAGUGCAGUAACACACCAUUUCACAUGUAAAAUGCAAACCAACAAUGUUUUAGAUAUUAUGUCCCUUAUUUAAUUUUGCAAGUUCCUCCAUACUUUUGAAAUACAUUUCAUUACCAUGUAUGUAUUAUAAACUGGAAACUGAUGUCCCAAGAUAAUGUAAUUUUUUUAUGUCCUCAAAUAAAUCCAAUUACCUAG
Messenger RNA from Pelobates fuscus (common spadefoot toad), 5571 nucleotides. RefSeq names its product signal transducing adaptor molecule (gene STAM). NCBI's taxonomy places the organism in Eukaryota, Metazoa, Chordata, Amphibia, Anura, Pelobatidae. Gene Ontology annotation, cellular component: ESCRT-0 complex. Gene Ontology annotation, biological process: protein transport to vacuole involved in ubiquitin-dependent protein catabolic process via the multivesicular body sorting pathway. The record is from RefSeq and is a predicted model, not a curated record. The transcript has 14 exons. The coding region runs from base 403 to 1995 and encodes 530 amino acids. Gene Ontology annotation, molecular function: phosphatidylinositol binding; ubiquitin binding.